Vespa velutina is the source of this 2411-nucleotide messenger RNA. RefSeq names its product DNA helicase MCM8-like. Gene Ontology annotation, molecular function: single-stranded DNA binding; single-stranded DNA helicase activity; ATP binding. Lineage: Eukaryota; Metazoa; Arthropoda; Insecta; Hymenoptera; Vespidae. The record is from RefSeq and is a predicted model, not a curated record. Gene Ontology annotation, cellular component: MCM complex; nucleus.
GCAUGUUGACGAAUGAAGAAAUCUUAUGAUCGAACCGUUUGAACGCCGGUACAAAACUUAUUAUGAUCAAGGAAAGUGGUUAUAACGAUAGAUAAGUUUUUUGUUACUUAAAUACUAUUUUCAAUUUUUAUCUUUGCAACGUGCCAUACAUCAUACAUGGAUGACAAGAGAAAUAAUGUCUAUAGAAAACGUUGGUAUAUGAAGAGUAAAGGAACCAAGCAAACUAGAACUAUAACAAAUACAAAUGAAACAUCAGGAAAGCGGUUAAAAAGUCCUUCCCGGGAUAAUGCGUCUUUACAUAUUCAUGAAAAUACAAAUAUUCCUUACUAUGGAUGGACAUUAUACUUUGACGAGCAAGAAUAUAAAAACUCUUCCGACAUUGUAAGAAAAGUUAAAGCCGUCGAACGGUUCAUGAAAAAUUAUUCAGAUAUAUCAUCAUUUCUUACGUUAGCCAAUUUAGAGGCUGGAAUGAGUUUCAACAUUGACCUUUAACAAUUUGUUAACGACGAUACGUUUCUAAAUGAAUGGAGUAACUUUAAAAGUGAUAUACAAGAGAAACCGAUAUUUAAUAAUUGCAUCAAACUUGCAAUUCAUCAGAAUAUUUUAAAUACCGUGCCAAAGGAAAAUCUAAAAAGUAUUUUGAAUUCAAUAAUCUAUUGCCCUGCGGUCAAAAUAAAAAUAUUGAAUUAUGGACAAACUGUUUGUUUACGGAUAUUAAAGAAAAUUAAUAAUACAAGGGGAUGCGUUGUAAGAGUGGGACGAACAAAGCAGCUUGCCCAAUGGUUUGUAUUUGUAUGCUCAAAAUGUGGUUUAGAAAAGAUAGAAAAAACAGUCGGAGGGAUUUAUACCGUGCCUAAGAAAUGUACCGUUUGUGGUGUGACAACCGUUUCAACCUAUAUUGAAUUCACCUUAUGUUAGAACUAUUUCUUUCAAAUGAUUAGAACAGAGAUAUUAAAUAACGAACAGGAAACUAAAGGUAGAAUGCCUAGAAUACUGGAUGUAAAAAUUUUGGAUGAUUUAGUAGAUACUUGUAUGCCAGGAGAUGAUUUAAUGCUUACAGGGAUCGUUAAAGUUCAAGGAAUUGAUGAUAAUACGUUUAAAGGGCAUGCUGCAGCUUCGAGGUAUAUGAGAACUGGAUUGUUGUUAAGCUUGUUUGGCGAUAUGCAAAACAUAGGGUUACGUGAUCAUAUACAUGUCCUUAUAGUGGGAGAUCCUGGCUUGGGAAAAUCUCAAUUGUUACAGGCAUGUUCCCGUGUAUCCGCCAAAGGCGUGUAUAUUUGUGGCAAUUCAAGUACCUCUUCAGGAUUAACCGUUACCUUGACAAAAGAAAAUGGGACAAAUGACUUUGCAUUAGAACCUGGUGCUUUAGUGUUAGCAGAUGGUGGUUGUUGUUGCAUUGAUGAAUUUGAUAAAAUGUCUGUGCAACAUCAGGUAUAUAAAUGCUCUAUUGGAGUCUAUGAACAGCAAAGUGUCAGUGUUGCUAAAUCCGGGAUACUGUGUUCCCUUCCAUCAAGAACAUCGGUUCUCGCAGCUGCGAAUCACAUUGGUGGCAGAUACGACAGAAGCAAGACAAUUUUACAAAAUUUAAACAUAAGUCAACCUCUUCUUUCAAGAUUUGAUUUAAUCUUUUUACUCCUGGAUGAUCCAGAUAAACAACGCGAUCAUUUAUAUGUAAACAUAUCAUGUCAUCCCAUAUUGUUAAAAAUGACAAGACAGAGAAGAGGUCCAAGCAACGAUAAAUCAAUGCAGUCAAUGUCAAAAGACGAUUCUUUAAGAGAAAAAUUAAUGUUUUCAUUAACACAAUCUAAAGAUAUCAUACCACAGUUUAUAUUGAAAAAAUAUAUCCUAUAUGCCCGUCAAUAUGUUUAUCCAAAACUAACUGUUAAGGCGGCAGAAGUAUUGCAAAAGUAUUACCUGGAACUCAGAUCAAGGAAUGUAGAAUUUGGCGGUAUACCGAUAUACAAUAGGCAGCUAGAAGCAAUGAUUAGAUUAACCGAGGCCAGAGCAAAGUUGGAAUUGCGUGUUGAGGCUACAGAGUUGGAUGCUCUGGAAGUAGUAAAAAUAUUAGAGUACGCAAUGAUGAACAUGUAUGAAAAUUCAACGUUGAAAUUACAACAUAGAAACAAACCUACAGAGGGAAAAGUAAAAAUAUUUAUGAGGUUACUAGAAGAUGAAAUCAAAUCAAAUGGAGAAAAAUUUUUUUCAUUAUCGCAGCUGAACGAAAUAGCAAUAAAUGGAGGUAUUAAUGUACAAGAUUUCACUCGGUUUUUAUCAAAAUUGAAUGAGCAAGGUGUUUUACUACAAAUCGAUAGAAAUGUUUAUAAAUUCGUUAACAUUUAAUGGCCUUUUAUAAAUGAUCAAUGUUACAAAGAUUAUGUUAAAAAGAAAAUAUACGUCAUUUUUAUUAAUAA